CUGGAGUAGAGGAAGGUCAUCUGAUCUUUGAUAACUUGAAGAAAUCCAUUGCUUAUACCCUCACCAGUAACAUUCCUGAGAUUACCCCCCUUCCUGAUAUUUAUUAUUGCAAACAUUCCACUCCCUCUGGGGACCGUCACCAUCCUCUGCAUCGACUUGGGAACGGACAUGGUCCCUGCCAUCUCCCUGGCUUAUGAGCAGGCUGAGAGCGACAUCAUGAAGAGACAGCCCAGAAACCCCCAGACAGACAAACUCAUGAAUGAGCGGCUAAUCAGCAUGGCCUACGGACAGAUUGGUAUGAUCCAGGCCCUGGGGGGCUUCUUCACUUACUUUGUGAUCAUGGCUGAGAACGGCUUCCUCCCAAAUCACCUGCUGGGCAUCCGAGUGACCUGGGAUGACCGUUGGAUCAACGACGUGGAGGACAGCUAUGGGCAGCAGUGGACCUAUGAGCAGAGGAAGAUCGUGGAGUUCACCUGCCACACGGCCUUCUUUGUCAGUAUCGUGGUGGUGCAGUGGGCUGACUUGGUCAUCUGCAAGACCAGGAGGAAUUCCGUCUUCCAGCAGGGGAUGAAGAACAAGAUCUUAAUAUUUGGCCUCUUCGAAGAGACAGCCCUUGCUGCUUUCCUUUCCUACUGUCCUGGAAUGGGUGUCGCCCUGAGGAUGUAUCCCCUCAAACCUACCUGGUGGUUCUGUGCCUUCCCCUACUCUCUCCUCAUCUUUGUGUAUGACGAAGUCCGAAAGCUCAUCAUCAGGCGACGCCCUGGCGGUUGGGUGGAGAAGGAGACCUACUACUAGACCCCCUCCUGCACGCCGUGGAGCAUCAUGCCACCAACUCCGCACCCACCACCCACCUCCUCUUUGUGUACUUCAGUCUUGGAAUUCGGAAUUCCACCCUGGUAGGAAAGCACCGAAACAUGUGGGGAAGCGAGCCAUCCCGGAAUGAAGCAUGUAGCUCUAUGGGGUGGGGAGGGCUGCCCGAGAAACAUCCGUCUGUGGAAACGACCGUGGGGAAGGUUUUUAUGUGCCUUUUUGUUUUUGUAAAAUGGAAAACUCGGAAAGACUGAAAGAAUACAUUUUAUAUCUGGAUUUUUACAAAUAAAGAUGGCUAUUAUAAUGGAAAAAAA
Molecule: messenger RNA, 1124 nt
Organism: Dama dama (fallow deer)
Lineage: Eukaryota; Metazoa; Chordata; Mammalia; Artiodactyla; Cervidae
Product: sodium/potassium-transporting ATPase subunit alpha-1-like
Exons: 1
Coding region: 169-795 (208 amino acids)
Biological process (GO): intracellular potassium ion homeostasis; sodium ion export across plasma membrane; potassium ion import across plasma membrane
Molecular function (GO): P-type sodium:potassium-exchanging transporter activity
Source: RefSeq, a predicted model, not a curated record